GAUCUGGAUUCAGGCCCGCCUGGUUCGGUCCUGCCGCGCGCGCCUCCGCGGUCAGCUUACAUACAUAAAAGAAACCGCGCGCGUUCCGGGACUCCGGUCGUCCUGCAGGGAGCUGAGCUGUCAGGGUCCACCCGGGUUCUGCUGGUGGAUUCUGGCACCGGGCGGGAUGGCGGAGCCGCGGAGCCUCAACCACACAUCCUCCCGGAACUGGACCCGAUACAGCAGCCUGGAGGACAUCGACGUGCCGGGGGACGGGUCCCCGGCGCUGCGGGUCCUGGUCUCCGUGGUGUACUCGGUGGUCUGCGCCGCGGGGCUCCUGGGGAACCUGCUGGUCUUCUUCCUAAUGAGCGCGCGCCGGGACCGGCAGAAGCGCUCCACCGUGGACCUGUUCGUUCUGAACCUGGCUGUGACGGACUUCCAGUUCGUCCUGACCCUGCCGUUCUGGGCGGCGGACACGGCUCUGGACUUCAGCUGGCCCUUCGGGACCGUCAUGUGUAAGCUGGUUCUGUCCGUCACCGUCAUGAACAUUUACGCCUCCGCCUUCUUCCUCACGGCCAUGAGCGUGACCCGGUACUGGUCCGUGGCCUUUGCGCUGAAGGACCGGACCCGGAGGAAGGUGUGUUCGGUCCGCUGGGUGGUGGUCGGACUCUGGGUCUCGGCGGGCACGGUCACACUGCCCAGCAGCGUCUUCUCCACGGUUCGGAACGUGGACGGUGAGACCCUGUGCCUGGUGGGCAUCUCGGGCCAGCUGUGGCAGGCCCUGUACCACCUGCAGAAGGUUCUGCUGGCCUUCGUGGUUCCGAUGUCCACCAUCACGGUCUGCUACGUCCUGCUGCUGCUGUUCGUGCGCGCGCGCAGCAUGAACACCCCCCUGCAGAGGAGGAGGUCCAGGCUGACCCGGUCCGUCACCAUCGUGGUUCUGACCUUCUUCCUCAGCUGGAUGCCGAACCACGUCAUCACGGUCUGGGGGGUCCUGGUGAAGCUGGACUUGGUGAACUGGGACCAGAACUACUACCUGGUCCACACCUACGUUUACCCUGUGACCGUGUGCCUGGCUCAGACCAACAGCUGCCUGAACCCGGUUCUGUACUGCCUCACGAGGCCCGAGAUGAGGAGGAGGAUCAAGAACCUGUUCUGGAGGAUCUCCUCCACCUCUGGGAGGAGGACCUGCAGCCAGCGUUCCUCUGGGACCAGGACGGUCCUGGCGGAACCAGCCAUGAUCCCCCUGAACACUGUGGACACAGAGAACUGCAGACUGUCCGCCCUGACGGAGCAGGACAACACGGAGCCGGUCCACAGGUAGACCGGACCCAAAGAGGGACGGACUCUGGUUCUGGUCCGACUAUGAGACUGGACUCAUUUCACAGGAUCAGAUUUCAGUUUUCUUUUUCUGAUUUCAUGUUUGAAUAAAACAAGAUCUGUUUAAA
Austrofundulus limnaeus is the source of this 1427-nucleotide messenger RNA. It is a transcript of the gene rxfp3.3b, whose product is annotated as relaxin family peptide receptor 3.3b. Gene Ontology annotation, cellular component: membrane; external side of plasma membrane. NCBI's taxonomy places the organism in Eukaryota, Metazoa, Chordata, Actinopteri, Cyprinodontiformes, Rivulidae. Gene Ontology annotation, biological process: calcium-mediated signaling; immune response; G protein-coupled receptor signaling pathway. The transcript has a single exon. The record is from RefSeq and is a predicted model, not a curated record. The coding region runs from base 167 to 1303 and encodes 378 amino acids. Gene Ontology annotation, molecular function: C-C chemokine receptor activity; C-C chemokine binding.